Molecule: messenger RNA, 477 nt
Organism: Arxiozyma heterogenica
Lineage: Eukaryota; Fungi; Ascomycota; Saccharomycetes; Saccharomycetales; Saccharomycetaceae
Exons: 1
Coding region: 1-477 (158 amino acids)
Source: RefSeq, a predicted model, not a curated record
AUGUUUUUUUUUGGCUAUUUCUUCAAGUUCAGGGGGGAAGAGAAUGUGCCAAUACAAUUCGUUAAUUGUGAUACAAAAUUUGCCAUAUUGGGAACUUUUAAUAAAAGGGUUCUUUUUUUUCCUGCAUCCAAAUUCAAAAGUCUCACCAGAGUGACAACUUCCCAUUUUGGAUGUUGGAGUUUAAGAUAUGGAGUGAAACCGGAAAGAGAAAACAAAGAUAAUAGAGACAGGAAGAUAUAUGGUGUGGUGUAUGGAUGUUAUGGGUUUUGUAAGUUUUGUUUUUUUCUGGGUUUUUCUGUUUUUAUUUUUCUUUUGUUUUCUUUUUUUGUUACUUUUGGAGAAUUCCUCGAGGCUUUCUUUCACAAAUCCGACAGGCAAAUUUACAAAACGGAAAAAGAAAAAAUAGAAAGACAGAAAGAAAAAAUAUCCCAGAAAAGUGUGGACAUAGAUAUGUGUGUAUCUUUCUGUUUUGAAUAG